Perca flavescens (yellow perch) is the source of this 2298-nucleotide messenger RNA. It is a transcript of the gene kctd1, whose product is annotated as potassium channel tetramerization domain containing 1. The record is from RefSeq and is a predicted model, not a curated record. Gene Ontology annotation, biological process: negative regulation of DNA-templated transcription; protein homooligomerization. Gene Ontology annotation, cellular component: nucleus. Bases 447 to 1247 code for a protein of 266 amino acids. Lineage: Eukaryota; Metazoa; Chordata; Actinopteri; Perciformes; Percidae. Gene Ontology annotation, molecular function: transcription corepressor activity; transcription factor binding. The transcript is spliced from 5 exons.
CUCCAUCCAUUUGUAGCAAUCGCCCGGGGGAACGUUACAUCAAAACUAAUCAUAACGAUUAAAAUCAGCUUCUCUGCGAGAGGGAGGCAAUAGGCAAGUUGGAGGCAGGAAGAGUGAGGGUGUUGUAAAUGCAGAAAAAAAAAAAAAAUCUUUAUUUGAUUUUAUAAAAACAUAAACUCAACAAGGACUAAGGCACUGCUGCUGUGAUCUCUUCCUUUGCUGGGAGUUUUAUUCUGCAGAUUGGUUUAGACUGGGGCAGAGACAUGAGCUAAUUGUAUCCUGAUCUUUGCCUUGAGGGGUUUCGGAGCCCUGGAGCAAGUAUUCUCUGUAUUUUGUUCUGUCUACCUUAGCCAAGCUAUUGCAUUUCUCACUGGUGUAGGAAGAGAAGCAGAUCGUGGGCCAAAUCGGAGGGAAAAGGUGCAUAAAUAGAUACUUUAUGCCGCUCUAUGUUUCAGGAUCAUCGCUCCAGCAUGUCCAGGCCCAUGAUCACACGGUCACCGGUGUCUCCCUUGAGCAACCAGGGCAUCCCAGCACCUGCACAGCUCACCAAGUCCAACGCCCCUGUGCACAUUGAUGUGGGCGGACACAUGUACACCAGCAGUCUGGCCACCUUAACAAAAUUCCCAGAAUCCCGAAUUGGUCGUCUCUUUGAUGGCACAGAGCCUAUAGUCCUGGACAGCCUGAAGCAGCACUACUUCAUUGACAGGGAUGGACACAUGUUCCGCUACAUCCUCAACUUCCUCAGGACGUCCAAGCUUCUCAUCCCAGAAGACUUCAAAGACUACAGUCUGCUGUAUGAGGAGGCGCGGUACUUCCAGCUUCAGCCAAUGCUUGCUGAGCUGGAGCGCUGGCGUCAGGACCAGGAGCUGGGCCGGGUGUCACGCCCCUGCGAGUGCUUGGUGGUGCGCGUUGCACCUGACCUGGGCGAGAGGAUCGCGCUCAGCGGUGACAAGGCCCUGAUUGAAGACGUGUUUCCAGAAAUCGGUGAUGUCAUGUGCAACUCUGUCAAUGCCGGCUGGAACCAUGACUCCACGCACGUCAUCCGCUUCCCACUUAAUGGAUACUGCCACCUCAACUCUGUCCAGGUUCUAGAGCGCCUGCAACAACGUGGCUUCGAGAUCGCCGGCUCCUGUGGUGGAGGCGUGGACUCAUCCCAAUUCAGCGAGUACGUCCUGAGGAGGGAACUGAGGAGGACGAGUCAGCGAGGAUCCAAUUCAAACAGGAUAAAGCAGGAGCAGCUGGACUAGAAACUUCCCGAGCAGCAGGAGGUGCUAGACUUUACUGUGGCGUCCAAACGCUCAAUGCUGCAGAGCUCUGUGGACUCUGUUUUUCUCCGUUUUCCUUGUUAAUGUUUUUGUUUUCUUAAACUUGAGAACCAUCUAGAGAAUAAAUAUGAGGUGCAACAGGAGAUUUUUUUGCCAUAAGAAGAUACAAGACAUUUGAGAUUGCACGGACAUUUGUGAAUGUCUAGCCCCCAUAAACCAAUUUAAAAAGGAUUUAUAUACGCUGGAUCCCCAAACAAAGUUUGUUUUAAAACUUGGAGCCUACAUUAGGUUGACUAUGAUUUCUAUUAUACCCAUAUAAAUUUAAAGGAAGGCUUUUAUUGCUUACGUAGUAUCUUGCAUAGCUUGUCACCAGUGACUUGAUUUUGAUGUCUCACUGGCAAAUUGGCAAAGUCUGUUUUUAUCCCUCGCUGUAAAAAGGUCACUAAUGUGUUGCUUACAGUACAGAAUGUCUCAGUUGUCAUAAACCGUUAGUUUCAACAAAGCAUCUUUUUUUCACAACUAACAUGAUGUUGAAUAUUAUGAUACCAAUGAAGUGUUUUUUUUUACUUUAAUGAAAGUUAUUUUAUUGGAUUAUGCCAUGAAAUAUAGUUGACAUUAGUAUCAUCAAAAUAAGACCCAUCAAAACGCAGUACAGAAAAUAAUUCAGUAAAUUAUUAUGUCACACCAUUUGCCUCAUUGCGUAGUAUGAACUACUAACCCCCAUGUGCUAACUUGGGAAUUAUUUAAUUGGAUCAUAAUAUUCCCCUGAGUCAUGACCUGUAAAUUCCUUUCAUUGUAUAUGUGUUUGUGUUUUUUACAUUGAAUCUUUUUAAAGCGAUUUGUUGCCUCUAACAUGACUGAACAGAUUAAAGCUUAACGUACAACUGACUCCAAGAUCACUUUUACUUGUAGCACAUAUUGAUAUGAAGUUGGAUAUAUAGUAUUUCUAAGAUGACUGACCCACCUACGCUCCCUAGAUUUGAGUAAAGAGGAAUGUAGCACAAAAUGUGAAAUAAAUCUCAACUUAAGUUGU